Molecule: messenger RNA, 1822 nt
Organism: Pocillopora damicornis (cauliflower coral)
Lineage: Eukaryota; Metazoa; Cnidaria; Anthozoa; Scleractinia; Pocilloporidae
Product: cyclic nucleotide-binding domain-containing protein 1
Source: RefSeq, a predicted model, not a curated record
CUUCUAAUUUCAAGAUGGCGAAUUCUGCGUGGAACUUGAAAUAAGCAAGGUUGAAAUCUUAAAAGAAUGGGUUACAUAAAUUUGUAUUUUUUAUAAAUCGUAAGAAAUGAAAACCUCGUCUCGAUACGAUCAAGAGAGCGGAGGCUGGAAUGCAAAGUUUGGAGAACAAACAAGAAAACAGAGGCAUCCAUUGCCAAAGCUUAUUGGCCUUCCUGCUAUUAACUACAAUGGUCUGAGGUGGUUGUGUGAUAUUGAAGGCCUUGGAGAGAGGGACAGGCCAUCCACAUCAGAAGCUCAUGAGUUAUUUUUAGCCAACUAUCCAAAGAUGUUCAACAAUCCCAGACAGCAAGCUUUAAACUUAUCUUUAAAUUCUACACAGCCAAGAAAGCUCAAUUUUGGUGAUGGCCAGUUACUUAAAGCUUCAGAAACCAAAAUACCACAUGACAAAGGGUUAUUUCCUCACUGGUGUAAAGGAUUUGAUGUUCCAGUAAGCCAUAACAUAUCAGAACACCUUUCCAAGCUUCAUAAACAUUCAGUCAUCACCAUGUCUGCAGCUGCCUUACUUGACAUGAGAAUAAAGUCUAUUAAGAGAGUGCUACGGAAACAACCCUUUGAAAGAAAAUCAAAGGAGAAUGAGGUGCUAUUAAAACACUUGCAGUACUUUCCAGAAAUAGCUGAGCAGGUCUCAAGACAUGUGCUUAAGGAACUAUGUUCAGUGGCACAGCUUGACAAAUGUCCUGAGGAAGAUUACACAGUAUUUGGGAACACAGGACUGCAUCUCAUCUUGCGUGGCAGUGUUAUGGUGCAGUCAUCACAAGCAUUCUCACCUGAACUUUCAAGAGAAGCAACUGAGGUCUCCUCUCCAUCACCCUCCUGUAUCCUUGAAGAAGAUGAGCUACAGAUUUCAGAAAAGCUCACUGUGGGCCAGUGUUUUGGAGUCCUAAGCAAAGUUGAAGAAAAGGAGGCAAACUCAAAACUUCUCUCUGUUGUCUCCUUGGAGCCAUGUGAGUUCUUGAAGAUUUCAACCAGUGACUAUGCUAGAGUUAUACAGAUAAUUCAAGCCCGAGAGGAAGAGCAGAAGUUGUCUCUAGCAAAGGUGUGUAAGCUGUUCAAUAGCUGGCCUCUGUUGUCACUCAAAAAAAUCGCUGGGCUCAUCAAGUGGAGAAAGUUCCCACCAGGUCAAGUUCUGGUGAGCGAAGGUGAAAGAUGUGAAGUGAUAGGGUUCAUCAAGAGUGGGGAGUGCCUUCUGAGACGUUACAUCAAUGUAGCACAUACAUUUCCAAACGGUAGAAAGGAGCAGCGUGUCAAGUCCGUAAUGAUUGGCAGACUGUCUCCUGGAGACUCGUUUGGUGAGAUAACAGUCCUGAAGGGCUUGCCAAUGCCAUGUUCAGUCAUCACAGACACUCAUGUACAAAUAGGCACCAUAUCUACACUCGAUGUCCAUGACUUGGAUGAGGUCACAAGGUCUCUUCUCUCGCAGUCCUAUUCAGUGAUGGAUGCCAAUUUAACAGAGGACGAGAUACAAAAAGAGUAUAUCGAACAGGAGAAAGAUAAGGAAUGGGUCAGGUUUAAGAACAAAGUCGUCGGCAAUGUGUUACACCACAGAGGCAUUCUUCCUGGUUACAGCAAGUGGAGCAGAAAUCCGUCACUUUUGGAGGUGUCAGAGAAAUGAACCAAAUUAGCGAUCACGUGUCCGAUUGACUUCACUGCCUUAGUUCUCUUUAAGCAUCAGAACGAGGACGUCAUUUUCAGACGGAAGGUCACGCGGAGUAGUCUGGGCGAGACCUUACACCGGCUUUCGGUAUUUGGAUUCCCCCUUCUC